Molecule: messenger RNA, 3738 nt
Organism: Pygocentrus nattereri (red-bellied piranha)
Lineage: Eukaryota; Metazoa; Chordata; Actinopteri; Characiformes; Serrasalmidae
Exons: 9
Coding region: 393-1316 (307 amino acids)
Biological process (GO): angiogenesis; cell adhesion
Molecular function (GO): protein homodimerization activity; protein heterodimerization activity
Source: RefSeq, a predicted model, not a curated record
GGAGUAGGUGGUGUAGCUGUUCUAUCAGCACAGCUCACUCGGUACGCGGUGCUCCCAUAACGGCGCCUUUCCCUCUUUGGGUCUCCUGAGCGGAGAAGAGUGGAAAACCCCUCUGAACCCGGCCCGGGUCCUCAUAUCCAGGCGCGCCAUGCCGCUAACGCGUGACGGGAUCAGUAAACGUCACCAGGAGCCGGACAGCCGCUAAAAGCCCGAGUGAAAGUGAAAGCAGCGCGAGCUCCGGGGCUCUUCACUGGCAUCGCGCGCAGAGGACCAGCUCGCGUCUCUCUUCCGGGAGGCAGAAGGACGACGUGCAUGCAGAUUUACUCAGACAGGGGGAGGAAAGUGCCUGCGAGAGGCUGUGAGAGAGUCUGCUGCCUCACAUAGCUCAGAUCAUGGCUGUUCAGGCUGUUCUGCUGCUCAUUCUGAUGUCUGUCUCUCUGGGAAACACUCAGACGGAGAUGCUGAAGCUGGAAUGCCAGACUGCAGUUGGAGUUGUUGGGCAGACCACAAAGCUCUGCUGCUCUUUCAAGAAGAAUUUUAAAGCAGAUCAGAUUAAUAUUACUGCAGGGUUUGUAACUAAGAGAGGAGAGAGAGAUCCACUGUUCUGGUUUAAGAAAGGUGUAGCGAAUGGAGAUCAUCGAUUUAAACCUCCGUCUCUAAAUGAUCCAUCUUUACUGCUCACCGACACUGCUGUGUCUGACGAAGGACAGUAUGAUUACACUGUUCUAACCAAUCGUGGCAUUACAAAAGAAGCACUCAGGAUCAACGUUACAGCCAAGUACAACCCACCAUCCGUCAGCACAUGGCCAGAAAAGAUUGAAGAGGGCAGCCCUGCUGAACUUAACUGCAUCGCUAGUGGUGGCUAUCCAGCAGGAACCAUUCAGUGGUUUGACAGCACCAACACCAACUGGACGAUGAACGCCACACUAGAGAUCACAGAGAGAGAGGACCAACUGCUACAUCUGUCCAGCAAACUGACCUUCGCUAAGAUCAACUCAAGCUGGGCACCUUUCAAGUGUGUCGUUCUCAACAGCAAAUUCGUCAAAGAUGGAGAGACCACGUCCCAUCAGAGUCAUACAGGUGAUGAAGAUCGGUCAGGUGACACAGGCUUUAUUGGGGGCAGUGUUAUUGCUGGCCUGAUAGUCAUUGGCCUCAUCAUCGUGGGACUCCUGUUAGCCCUCCUGUACCGCAGAAGACACGUUCAGCAAGCCCGAAGACCUUCCGCUCAACCUAUUCUGAGGGACUUUCCUGGAAUUACCAGACAGGCUGGGGCUGAUGCUGAUGCUGAUAUUGAUGCUGAUGAAAUCAUCCGCUGAAGCCAAAUGGAGAUGCUGAAAUGAAGACACACAUUCAGUACCAUACUGAGGACUUUGUGGAGAAGUCCUGCAUUUUUCCAACUUAAUCUCUCUGUUGUGUCAGUAGCAUACACUUUUAUCUACUUCUGUACUGAUUCUUAACAAACUUGUAAUAGAAGUGACUGUUCAGGUGCUGAAUGAAAUUCCCAUUGGCUUCUGUUAUAAACCAAGUUAUAGUUUUCUCUAUUAGAAACCAGAUUUCUGUUAUUUUUUUAUUUUUUAUUAUAUUAAUUAUUAUAUUAAUUACACUGAAGAGAGAGUAUUCUAACAUAACAACACUGGGCAGUCAAAUGGUGAAGGUUUUUUUUUUUUUGAUGAUGAUGAUGAAACACUUCUAGUUCUCUGUUCCUGAGAUUGAACUUCUUCUUUCUUAAAAUCACUUCCUCACUUCUGCAGUAACCAAACAUAUCUUUCUUUAAAGGAACAACUCACAUGUAUGUUUCACAGAUUUGAUGAAAUCCCUUUUAUCAGCUGAUGCAAACAUGUGACUGUACUGUGUGUGUUAACAGCUCUGUGUAAAACAGCCAUUAUGUACAAAUGAUUCUUUUUUUUUUCCGGAGAUGUUUCUGAGGAGGCAAGGAGAGAAGAAUUUUGUUAUCACAUGGAAACAGAUGGAGGGGAGUGAAGAAUUGUGUGCGUCUUUGCAGAAGCGCACAUAUUUUUGUCAAUAACUGAGGUCUAAAGGGCGGAACGUCAGACACUAACGAGCUUAGUGUCUGAGACUUCCUUCUCGCUGCUGCCCCCUACUGCACUUUAAUCACACUUCCUUUUCAAUCGGAUGCUUACUGCUGAUCUGAAUAGUCAUCCAUCCAUCCAUCCAUCCAUCCAUCCAUUUUCUAAGCCGCUUCUCCGUUAGGGUCGCGGGGGGGGGGUGCUGGAGCCUAUCACAGCAGUCAUCGGGCUGAAGGCAUCUGAAUAGUCAGAUAUAUUGAAAUAUACUUUUGCUUUUCACUGGAGCCUUAAUAAAUACGUAUAGCGUAUGAAGUGAGUGUGAAAAUAAUAAACAUAACCGCUGAACGUGGGAAAAGGGGUCAACUCAAAACUUUAUAUUGUUAUUUUUUAUAUAUGCUUUUUGUUUCUGCUUAGAGUGCGGGGACUUACUGCAUUACAUGGACUGUAGUGUAAUCUGAAAAAUGACUAUUAAACUGUUGGUAUAUGAUGUAUAAUCCAACGCAACUAAUACACUCCUGCGUCGUUUAUGUAGCACCUUUCUUUAUAGCUCACUUCAAAUUGAAAGUGCUUUUAAGUACCAAAGAACAUUAAUUCCACUCCAGCAAAUGGUUUUUGGCCUAGGCUUGAAAGGGAAUUUGCUAAAACGUUUGCAUUUUCUGUGUAGUUCAGUGUUGUGAGGUGUAAUCAGAGGAAUUCUGAGCGGUUUGGUGUGAAAUGGUUCAGAUUUCUUAACAGUGGUGGUGAUAGAAACCAGGGGUCACCAUGACUACAACACACAUAUAGACAUUUUACUUAGUAUCCAGAAGAACCUACACAUGUCUUCUGAGAUUUAUAUUGAAUGUUGAUGAAGGGAAAAUAGUGGAAAAUCUGACAUAAUAAGUUGCUUUGAUCAUUAUUUUGCCUCACAGCGCACUACAUGUUUCCUUCCACCAUGAAAUUUUAAAUAAUACAUUUUAGGCCAAAAAGUUGUUGUAAAUCAAUGUGAAUUCAAUGUGCAUUUCACACCAAACCACUCUGAAUGACUCACAGUGUUCACAUCUCAACCACUUAAUUAUGCAAAAAAAUGAAAUGUGUUGAAUAUAAACAUUAAGUGGUAGUUUCCUUUUCGAGGAUUACAUCUAAUCUUGGACUAAAAUUCAGUGUGAAAAGAGAUUUACUAUUGGAAAUGAUUUACUCUGGCCUUUUAUUAACUUUCUUGGCACUGGAGUCCAUAAAAUAGUAUUUAAGCACUAAACAAACACAAAUGAAGCUCUUGUGGUUGUCAGUACAUCAAAAUGAAACUGUUGUGCUUACUAGGUUUAUCCACAGCAUUUUAUAUUUAACUGUCUCUUCUGGUUCACAACAAUCUGAAUCUUUAACACCAAAACCUACCAGUGCUGUUAUUUAGCCAGUAAAGAGACCCACACAUUACAGGGUCCAUAUCGUGGAAGAGAGCCUGUUAGAUUCUAAGGGAUUAAUCGAAGUUGAAAAAUGAGUGAUGACUAUUUUGGUGCAUAGGACCACGUAAUCAUAAUAGGUGGAACUCAGGGAGAAGAAAUAAACUGCAAGGAAAUGUAACGUAUGGGCCCUUUAAUAAACUACUUUGAAGGUUCUGCCCUGUUUUUCAAAGAGAACCUGACUAUUUUCUUAUAUUGUUGUGGUUUUUUAUACCGUGGUUUUGGUACCGAAUUACUGUAACAGUCUAAUGUAAAUAAAUACACUUUAUAUGAAA